Aspergillus versicolor CBS 583.65 is the source of this 1001-nucleotide messenger RNA. Its product is annotated as putative nuclear distribution protein RO10. The transcript is spliced from 2 exons. NCBI's taxonomy places the organism in Eukaryota, Fungi, Ascomycota, Eurotiomycetes, Eurotiales, Aspergillaceae. The coding region runs from base 96 to 839 and encodes 247 amino acids. The record is from RefSeq and is a predicted model, not a curated record.
ACUCUGUACAUUAACUAACAACAACAACAACAACAACAACAACAACAACAACAACAACAACAACCUCAAUCGGAACCACACAUAACUCUCCCAAAAUGACCGCAUCAACUCAAUCACAACCGCAAUCACUUUCCCAAACCGAACGAACCGCCGCCUCAACCCUACACCUCCUGGAAGCCCGCCUCCACCGCCUCACAUACCUCCUCACCGGCGACGCAGCAUGGACAGGCACGCCCACGCCCCCGGCCAAACCAUCCUCACACGACGAAACUAUCUCGAGAAGACUACAGCGUCUAGAGGGCGAGUUGGAGAGACUUAGCGGUCGCUCGGCGGCCGUGAGGGAUGUUUUGGGGCUUUACGACCGAUUCCCAGACCUCUUCUCACCGUCAUCAACACAACAACAACAACAACCCUCAGAUCCAUCCGACGCCUCUCCAUGCUCCCCAGAAGACUCCGAAUCAACCACAGCACCAGGUCAAACCCAACUCCCUGACCUCCCCCUCUCCACCCUCCAAAGCAUAGUCCUCUCCUACGCAUCCACAAUCCCCGAAACAGCCUCGCGACUCACAUCCCUAAACGACACGCCCGUGCCAGACCCUACACUCUCAGCCGGGCUGAUCGAGUUGGUGCCGCGCAUGGAGAAACUAUCGGGCGUGCAGAGCGGGCAGGCGCGUGAGAUUGCAGAGCUCAGGGUAAGGACGGCGAAGGUGUUGCAGAGGUUUUAUGAGGUGUCUUUGCUUGGUGGGAGUGAGGUUUGGGCGGAGUGGGAGGGGCGGAUUGAGGGUGUGGAGCGCGGGGUUAGGAGGGGGGAGGUUGCGGUUGGGAGGGAGGGUAUUUAAAAAGAUUAAAACUUCUUUCUUCCGUUUUUAUUAUUACGGAUAGUUUCUAGAUUUAUGUUUAUAUCUAUCGCUUGUGUGAUGCGGUUUGAUGUUUGAUACCACUACGUUACUUUACUUUGCAUUUACUUCUUUACUAUACUUCAAAUCUAGAGGAUUCCGGUG